Symbiodinium sp. CCMP2456 is the source of this 2178-nucleotide messenger RNA. NCBI's taxonomy places the organism in Eukaryota, Dinophyceae, Suessiales, Symbiodiniaceae. The record is from the annotation of a GenBank genome assembly.
AUGAUCGACAAGACGGACAACUACUUGGAGGGAGAGGCGCUGUCAAGCAAGAUUGCGGGCCUCAAGGGCAAGGGUGAGUCAAAGACGGUCGCGAUCAUCGGCGGCGGUCUCUCAGGCCUUGCAUGUGCCAAGUAUCUGGUGGAUGCUGGCCACAAGCCCAUCGUCUUAGAAGCCCGUGACUGCCUGGGUGGCAAAGUCUCUGCGUGGCAGGAUAAGGACGGCGACUGGGUUGAGACAGGCUUGCACAUCUUCUUCGGUGCUUAUCCGAACAUGAUGAAUCUGUUCAAAGAGCUGGACAUCGAAGAUCGGCUGCAGUGGAAACGUCACCAGAUGAUCUUCGCCAUGCAGGAGCUUCCGGGUGAGUUCACGACCUUUGACUUUCUCGAGGGCAUCCCGGCGCCUUUCAACUUUGGUUUGUCUAUCCUCCUGAACCAGAAGAUGCUCACACUUCCCGAGAAGCUGCAGACAGCUCCGGCCCUUCUGCCGAUGCUGGUUGAAGGCCAAAAGUUCAUCGACCUGCAAGAUGAACUCUCUGUCUUCAACUUCAUGGAAAAGUACGGAAUGCCUGACAGGAUCAACACGGAGGUGUUCAUUGCCAUGGCAAAGGCCCUGGACUUUAUCGACCCGGAGAAGCUCUCAAUGACCGUGGUGCUCACGGCCAUGAACCGGUUCCUGAACGAGACGGACGGCCUUCAGAUGGCUUUCCUAGAUGGCAAUCAGACGCUGCGACUCUGCGAGCCCAUGAAGCAGUACAUCGAGGCAAGGGGUGGCCAGGUGCUGCUGAACAAGCCUCUGGCCAGUAUCGAGACCAACGAGGAUGGCUCCGUGAAGCACUUCCUCAUGCGCGACGGUGAGAAGGUGGUCGCAGACGAGUACAUCACCUCCGUCCCCUGCGACAUCAUGAAGCGCAUCCUUCCAAAGGCCUGGUCCACGGACCCAUUCUUCCGGCAGAUCGACGAGCUGGAAGGCAUUCCAGUAAUCAACAUCCAUCUCUGGUUUGAUCGUAAGCUCCUCAACGUGAACCAUCUCUGCUUUAGCAGAAGUCCGCUCCUGUCUGUGUAUGCGGACAUGAGCACGUGCUGCAAGGAGUACGAAGACCAGGACAAGUCGAUGCUAGAGCUGGUCUUUGCUCCCUGCUCGCCAAUCGCAGGUGGCAACACAAACUGGAUGGGCAAGAGCGAUCAGGACAUCGUCGACGCUACCAUGAAGGAAUUGGAGCGCCUUUUCCCCACCGAGAUCGGCCCGCAUCUGCCCGAUGGCGGUGCAAAGCUCAUCAAGCAUGCUGUGGUGAAGGUGCCUCGAAGUGUCUACGCGGCCAUUCCGGGUCGCAACAAGUUCCGCCCGUCCCAGGAGACACCAAUCAAGAACUUCACCCUGGCCGGUGAUUGGACCAGCCAGAAGUUCUUGGGCAGCAUGGAGGGUGCUGUUCUCGGCGGGAAGCUUGCUGCGGAGGUUGUCGCUUGCAGAUCAGCUGGCGAGCCCACGAAGGGCCUGAAGAAGAUUGACGAAUCCAUCUUGGCGAAGAAGGACGAGUUCGUGCCCAAGGAUCCAAUGGGCAUCAAGGGGAAGUGCAACAUGGCGCAGGAAGAGAUGGAAGACCAGAAGCUCAGCCUUCCAAAGGCUGCGACCAAUAACCCAUGCAUCUUUAAGACAGAAAGCUGGCAUGGGCACGUGGGUGCAGGAGACUUGCUUCUGAGCCAGCGCACGAUGGAGGAUCGCGCGUCGUGUGUCGAACGUGGCCUUUUGGCAUCGUGGGCUGCAAGCUUGGUCACGACGGGCGCAAGUGGUACCAGACAACCUGGUGUGCAAGCCAAGGUGCGGGGGGCAGCCUUGGGCCGCCACCUCGUGCUAGUGAUGAGGUGGUCCCCUUCGAUUCAGACUCGGAAUCCUAACCGGCUGACGCUCGACUGCCCCCUCCCUGUACCCGGCCUACCUGGCCCACCGCAAGCCGAGGCCAACGGCGAAGUCAGCGCCGACCUGGCAGAAAAUGGUGGGCCACUCAGGGGCGGCGGGCGCCUGAGGCUCGGAGCUGUCGCCUCGCCUGAGAGCUUUGUCGCUGCAAGGCUGGGGAAGGUACGAGCUGCAGAUGCCUCAGCAAAACUCUGCAACCCGGUGGGGGCGGCACCAUACCGGCAGAGCACUUGGGGCCGAGGCGGCGGCACCAUACCGGAGAGCUGA